AUGGGAUAUGAGCAUAAUUCAUAUAUACCUUACCCAAGUUGGCAAGAUUACCCAAAUUAUGACUACAACCCACCACCGUUGCCGCCACCACCACAAUUGUAUCAACCUCCAUCGCUACUACCAGAGACAGAAAUGCCUUUGGAAGAAGUGGUUCAAAGUUUAGCGACUGGUUUGCAAAGAUUGGAGAAACAAGCGUCUCAGCUGGCUGUAGGCAUUAGUAGACUAGAAAAAACAUUUCAGAUUCCAGGAGAGGUUAAGUCAGAGACUGUGGAGACUCUUUCAAAAGAGGAAGUUCCACCUGUAGAAGCCACAACUGUGCAAGAUGCAAAAAACUUAGAAGAUGCAGAGACAGAGGAAGCGAGUGAGAAAGAAUCGUUAGAGAAUUCUUUCAGAGGUCAUCCUAAUAUUCCUUUUGUAGACAAUCUUGAAGAGUUAUCUCAUGAUGAUGAGUCUAUUGUGGACCUUUGCACCAACAAGAUAGAACCUACACUCCAAGAUCUUAGAAGUUGUCUUAGUAACAUGCCUCAUACUGCAUUUAACUUGUUGAAACAUGGUUCUGUACCAAAAAUUGAUGUGGCUAAAAAGGUUGUUGACAAGUCUUUUAAAUUUUCUACUUCUAUGGUAGAGAAGUCGAUUGCAAGAAAUGAUUAUCUUGUUUUGGUUGAUGUUAUUGAUGUGAGUGAUUUGAAAUUAAACUAUGCAAGAGAGUCAAGUCUUCUUUUCUUUGGAACGUCAUUCCAGAAAACUGCUAGAAUUAAGUUAACGAAUUAAGUUAAAUCGUUAGGUUGGGAGAAUGAAAAUUUACAUGCUAAGGGUACUUCACGAGUUGAUUUUAAUGGCAGUUGUCUUUUUGAGGAUGUGCUUGAAAAUUCUGAAAU
Molecule: messenger RNA, 878 nt
Organism: Oldenlandia corymbosa var. corymbosa
Lineage: Eukaryota; Viridiplantae; Streptophyta; Magnoliopsida; Gentianales; Rubiaceae
Source: the annotation of a GenBank genome assembly